Molecule: messenger RNA, 924 nt
Organism: Durusdinium trenchii
Lineage: Eukaryota; Dinophyceae; Suessiales; Symbiodiniaceae
Source: the annotation of a GenBank genome assembly
AUGACACAAGAACACCUUGCUGCUGCCGCGGCCGGCGGACUUGCUGCCUUGCUCCUUUGGAAGCGUUGCUGCUGGAAGCGGGAGUCGGAGCGUGUGAAUGUGGUUCAUGUGCCCGCCAGUGGGGACGUGAAGGAGAAGAAGACCGUGAUCGUGAUGAUCCCUGGAAUGUGGCAUGGAGCCUGGUAUUUCAAGACGCUGCAAACGCUGCUCUCCAAGCGCGGCUUCAGCUCCUAUGCCCUGGACCUGCCCAGCGCGCGCGGCUGCUUCGCCGCGGAGCUGCUGCGCCGGGCGGUCUCGGCGCUGACGGAGCUGCGGCAGCUGGGGCAGCUGCAGCAGGUGGUCUUGCUGGGACACAGUCAAGGUGGCAUUUUGCUGCAAACGUUGCUCCGUGGCACAGCGCUGGAGGACGCCUCGUUGCAUGUGCAGGGUGCCGUGCUGAGUGCCACCGUGCCCAUCAGUUCGUUGGGCGCUGGGAUGGCAAUGAUGAGCCACAAGACCAAUGUGUUCAAAGAAUAUGGUUUGGUGGCCUUUGUGUACUACCUCUUCACCGGCCGCGUGUGGGAUGCCUCCCUUGUGCAGCGCCUGUUCCUGCUGCCGACCACCGAGGCCGUGGAAGGAUUUGACGGCGGCAAAGCCAAAUAUGUGGAAAAGAUCCUUGCAGCGCCCUGCGACGGCUGGCCCACCACGGAGCAUCCCUUCUGGCUCCGCCCGAGCUUCGCGCAUCGCGCGUCUCUGCCGGUGCUGGUCUUGGGCGCGGAGGAGGAUGUGAUCUAUCCACCCAGGUUGCUGAACCCUAUCUUCCACCGCUACUUCCCCUGCGCCACCGAGCGCAUCGUGCCGAAUCAAGCGCAUUGCUUCAUCGAUCCUGGAUGGCAGGAGACCAUGGUGGAACCAUUGAUCCAAUGGCUGGAUUCGAUUCAGUGA